Molecule: messenger RNA, 2852 nt
Organism: Cheilinus undulatus (humphead wrasse)
Lineage: Eukaryota; Metazoa; Chordata; Actinopteri; Labriformes; Labridae
Product: palmitoyltransferase ZDHHC14-like
Exons: 10
Coding region: 607-2139 (510 amino acids)
Biological process (GO): peptidyl-L-cysteine S-palmitoylation; protein targeting to membrane
Cellular component (GO): endoplasmic reticulum; Golgi apparatus
Molecular function (GO): protein-cysteine S-palmitoyltransferase activity
Source: RefSeq, a predicted model, not a curated record
UUUGCACCUCCUUAGUAGUGACUUCAGCCUGGGUUGGAGGGGGAGGAGCAGGCUGGGAGGCUCUGCUCUGCUCCCAUGUUGAUGUUUGUUGUUUGCGAGGGUGGCAGCUCGCUGUGUAAGACAGGGACACAAUGUGCACGGAGGGUUUUCGACUGGCCUGUCUGCGCGCUUCCAGAAGAAAGCUGCAACUUUUUUUUCUGAAUGCUGAAGAUUGCUGCUGAUUUUUUUUCGCCGUUUUUUGCUGUGAAACCCUUGGACAUAUGGCUGUAAGGUCCCGCUCUGUUCGUGUUGUACGCGAAGACUCGUAGUGUCUCUGUGAGGAUGCUGGAGCUCGUCUGAGAGCCCCCCCAUCGUUUGGUCUGUCUCUGGAUUCCCCUUCCUCUUUUUUAACCAAGUUCUACGGCCACGAGGGGGGGAUUUCAAACUAUUUUUCCCCGUCAAGUCCUAAAAAUGGUGUUCUUCGUUUUGUCGUCGGUUCGAAACAAACCUGGAUAACGAAAGGAAUAGCUACGUGACAACACCCCGACACGACGACCAGCGUUACUUUGCUUGGAGGCACAUCUGCCCCGGGAUUUAUCCAGCUGUGGGGAUUUCAAGCUGCUAUUGAUGCAUCUCGGGGUAUCUGAGUCCAUGAGAGAGUGCGAGUACAGCCAGAUAAGCACUCGCAGCUCCACACCAAUGGAGACCCCUUACAAGAAAAAGACCCCGAAGAAGAGGAAGUGGGAGUCCUUCCCAGGUCGGAAUAAAUUUUACUGCGAUGGGAGGAUUAUGAUGGCCAAGCAGACAGGGGUUUUCUACCUCACCCUUGUCCUCAUACUAGUGACUUGUGGACUUUUCUUCACUUUUGAUUGUCCGUUCCUGGCGCUACAGCUGACUCCAGUUAUCCCAGUCAUAGGGGGUGUGCUUUUUAUCUUUGUACUGGGGACCCUCCUAAGAACCAGCUUCAGUGACCCAGGGGUUCUGCCCAGGGCCACCCCAGAUGAAGCAGCAGACCUAGAGAGGCAAAUAGAUGUAGCGAAUGGCAGCACAGGCUACAGGCCUCCACCCAGGACAAAAGAGGUGGUCAUCAACGGCCAGACAGUCAAACUGAAGUAUUGCUUCACCUGCAAGAUCUUCAGACCUCCACGUGCCUCCCACUGCAGCCUCUGUGACAACUGUGUGGAACGCUUUGACCACCACUGUCCCUGGGUGGGAAACUGCGUGGGAAGAAGGAACUACCGUUUCUUCUACAUGUUCAUCCUCUCCCUCUCCUUCCUCACCAUUUUCAUAUUCGCCUUCGUCAUCACACACAUCAUUUUACGCUCCAAUCAAAGUGGGUUUCUUAAUGCACUAAAAAACAGUCCUGCCAGUGUGCUGGAGGUGGUGGUGUGUUUCUUCUCUGUUUGGUCAAUAGUGGGCCUUUCAGGCUUCCAUACUUACCUAAUCAGCUCGAACCAGACGACCAAUGAAGAUAUAAAAGGGUCGUGGUCUUCUAAAAGAGGGAAAGACAACUAUAACCCAUACAGCUACGGCAAUAUACUCACCAACUGCUGCGCAGCACUAUGUGGACCCCUACCACCCAGUCUCAUUGACAGGCGGGGCUACGUCCAAUCAGAUUCACCGCAGCUGGCACCACCAACCAAUGGCAUCACUAUGUACGGAGCCACACAGUCACAGCAGAGCCACAUGUGUGACCAAGACCAGUGCAUUCAGAGCACCAAAUUCGUUUUACAGGCUGCCGCCACGCCUCUCCUCCAGCAGCAGAGCAGUGAGCCCGUCAUCCUGACCACGUCGCCCGAAAACGGAGGCUCUCUUCCAGGCCGCACCUCCCUCACCCUGGGUGGUCCCUGUACCUCGCUCCCCCUCGGACAGCCCACCCCUCCGACGUCAACUCCAAGCCUCAGCCUUCACGAGGCCGCCGACAUGAUGCCAAUCCACGGGCACGGACACACACUCAACCACAGCCACCCCCUGCAGGAGCCGGGAGCCCACCACCACUUUCUCACUCCAGAGGAGGUGCCUUCGCCACCGGGUAUGCUCCCCUGCGGCAGCCCAAUGGGUCACAGCCACACAGUGCAGGCUGGCUUCUAUAACCCCGCCAGCCAGGACUCUCUGCAUGAAGACUCUGUUAGAGGGCUGGUUAAACUCAGCUCCGUCUGACAGAGGGGCAAGGAGCCUUUCCUGAAAACUUGCAUCCAACCCAUGGAACCUUCCCUGUGCCACUUUUGUGCCAGCUCACUCUCACCCUGAAUUAUUUUACAUUACUCUCCUAUUCAGGACUGGAGAACUGCAAAAAGGCUGUGGUUUAAGUUCAGCUGCUACAAACUGAAUGGAAUUGAACUGAUCUAAAGUGAAACCAUUUGUCCUCAGCCAGUGGUCUUGCCAAACCACUCCUCUGGAAAUGGGAGAAAUGUUUUCUGGUGUGUUUGCUUGUAUGAAGGCUCACACAUAGUCUUUUUUUAAAACUUCAAGGGAAGCCUAAUCUGUCAGCUCCAGGAAACAUGAAGUUGGACUGUCUUUUGGCGUAUGUCUGUGAGCCAUGACAUGCAAAAAACAGAAUGAAAAGGAUAUGUUUUGACAGUAUGUGACAUUUUUGGCCAAAAAAUAAAUUUCUGCCAACAAAUCAAAGGUCCAACAUAUUCUUACUCAUACAACCAACUAUAGCCUUCUUGCCUGUUGCUGACUGGACAGCGUCUUCUGCCUUGUUUUUUCAUGGACAUUCUAAGCAGUUCAAUGGUUGAUGUCAUCAUGUUGCAUAUCAUCCUGCUUUUUCUAUUUCAGAAAAUGAGACUGUUGUACUGUACCAUGGUUAUUACAAAUCUUUCAAAUUAUAUUUCCUGUGGAUAUUAAUAAAACACCAACUUUUUAUCAGA